Messenger RNA from Drosophila ficusphila, 1309 nucleotides. RefSeq names its product GTP-binding protein 10 homolog. Gene Ontology annotation, molecular function: GTPase activity; GTP binding; magnesium ion binding. The record is from RefSeq and is a predicted model, not a curated record. Bases 103 to 1254 code for a protein of 383 amino acids. Gene Ontology annotation, cellular component: mitochondrion. The transcript is spliced from 3 exons. Lineage: Eukaryota; Metazoa; Arthropoda; Insecta; Diptera; Drosophilidae.
GCUUUUGAUAAAUUAACUAUUUUAUGUGAAGUUUUCGUCAUAUCUGUAAAAAGUCACUGUUAAGCGAAAUGCGCAUCACUGUUGUAUAAUGCUACCGGUGAGAUGGUGCAGCUGUUUAAAUUCCUGUUAAAAUCGCACAAAUCUCCUGGCCGCGCCCAUUUCCGGCCCACUUUCCUGGACACGCUGCGUCUAGCGGUUCGCGGAGGACAUGGCGGAAACGGAUUGCCGAAAUACGGAGGAGUGGGCGGCCAAGGCGGAUGCGUCUAUUUCGUAGCCAAGGAAGGCCUGACCCUUCGCAAAGUUGUCCAGGGAUUGAAGGACAAGCGGGUAGCCGCCUCCAGCGGCGAGGACAGCAGCAAGGCAAGCAUUUUCGGGCGCCGUGGAGUAGACCAGAAGAUUGAAGUGCCGGUUGGCGUUCAGGUGUAUGAUGACCGACAGAAACUCAUUGCCGAUCUUGACCAGAACGAAGCCACCUGCAUUGUGGCGGGCGGAGGAAUCGGCGGAUGCCCGGCCACUGAUUUCAUCGGUCGUCCUGGCGAGAAUCGCACAGUGAAUCUGGAUCUGAAACUGAUUGCAGAUGUGGGACUUGUGGGAUUUCCCAAUGCUGGAAAGAGUACGCUACUGAAGGCGGUAUCCAAUGCCAAACCCAAGAUUGCAGCUUAUCCAUUUACCACAAUUCGGCCCCAGAUUGGAACCAUCGAGUAUAAAGAUCUGCGCUCCAUCACCGUAGCCGAUCUUCCUGGGCUCAUCGAGGGAGCCCAUGCAAACUUUGGCAUGGGCCACAAGUUUCUUAAACAUGUGGAACGCACCCGCCUGUUGGUACUGAUGGUCGAUAUUUUCGGCUUCCAGCUGAGUCCUCGGCACCCACAUCGAGAUUGUGUGGCUAAUAUUUAUGCGUUAAACCGAGAGUUGGAGCUUUACGAUCCAUCUUUACUAGAAAAGCCUAGUGUUCUGCUGCUCAACAAAAUGGACAAGGACGGCGCCCACGAUAUCUUGACUAAAGUAAAGCCAAUCAUUAACGACCUGGCUAGCGGAUUGGACCAGUGUCCCGAGGAACUGCGACCACAACAAGUGCUUAAGUUCGAGAGUAUAGUGCCAAUAUCGGCGAUAAACUCGACUAAAAUAACGCAAGUAAAGUCCCAGUUGAGAAGGACGCUAGUGCGAUUGGCUGAAAAACAGUUUCUGGCGGACGAGGAGCAGAUCAAGGAGCAACUCAAGCAGCGCGUGGGCGUAGUGGGUCCCAAAAUUACUUAGUUUUAAGUGUCGAUUGUAAAAGUUAAACAAAGAACAUGGCUAAAAUUUAAAUCGA